CAAUAUUAAACCAAUGCAUUUCAAUCUGGAGAUUUUUUCGACUUCAGAAGGGGGGGCAGGCAGGGCAGCGCAGUGCAGUGCACGCUCUAGUUAUGGAUUGGUCUAAACAACAAUCUGAUUUAUCCGAUUUUUGCAGCAGACCCCCUCAAAAACUGAAACUAACCACAUCCCUUAAACCAAGUCUCACACCAGAAUGUAGUAUAACUAUGUUGGUCCACAGCGGAAAACACAUCACAAUAACUGCUCUAAACAUCCUGAGUGUGUACGAGUGUGUAUUUAUUGACUAUUUCUAUUUCUGAUUGAAAUGCUCAUUGCAAGCAUCCUAUGUCUACUGUGCCCCAGGGAAGCAUGGAUUUGGGGCUGCUAUUCUGUUUAAAUGUCUCAUGAUCUAAAUGGCCUGUGUGUUAAAAAUAUAUUUUUUAUAUAUAAAAAAUACGUUUUUCUCUUGUUCCACUGCUCUGUAUCUAGAGUGGUGAUCUACCACAUCCGGGAGACAGCAACCCUAUGAGAAACUCUUCUCUUGUCGUGCCACUUUGUGAAACCUGACAAUUAUUAUCACACCUUGCUGCAAGUCAAGGUGUGAAGAGGAAGGAAGUCUUUCAAUGCUGCUGAUGCCACUUCACUGCAUGAACUGGCAGUCUGGACCCACAGACUAGAAGUGUGUUUUAUUAUUUCCGCAGAACAACAGAGUGAGAGAGGAGAGGACUUACCAUGUCUUUAAGAUCAGCAGCAAGAGGAUUUCUAGCUUUCCUUCUGUCAGUACCAGUGCUUCAGGGUAUUGAUGAAUGGACGGUUACUUACUCACCUAGUAAUGUCUGCGCUUUAAGAAAAUCGACGGUUGACCUCAGUUGCACUCAUGAAUACCCUGACAACGUACAGUACCGCCCUAACACAGUCCAUACACUGUGGUUUACUAAAGUAUCCAACGAUCAGCCUGUUGAUCUGCGAGGGGAUGCAGACUAUACAGGUCGUGUUGGAUACAGCUGUGGAGAGGUCAGAUGUACUGGGUCCAGAUGUCAUGGAACAUGUACCCUGAGAAUCAAAGACCUGAGAGAGAGUGACUCUGAUGUCUACAAGUUUAGGUUCACAACAAACCAACCACGUGGGGAAUAUACUGGGGACCCUGGAGUGACAUUAUCUGUAACAGAUCUCCAGGUGAAGGUGUCCUUUCCUGACCCUCCCGAUCCUACCAGGGCAGAGCUGGAGUGUCACAGUAGGUGUGGUCUAGCUGGUGACCCUCCCUACAUCUGGUUCAGAAAUGGACAGAAUCUAAGACAUGGAGAGAAGAACUUGGUCCAACCUCGGUCUGGAGGCAGCUACUCAUGUGCUGUUGAAGGACACAAUCUCAGCUCUCCUUUAGUGUACGCUCCAAAGACCCCCUCAGUGACCGUGAGUCCAUCUGGUGAAAUAAAGGAGGGCAGUUCAGUGAAUCUGAGCUGCAGCAGUGAUGCCAACCCAGCAGCUGACUACACCUGGUUCAAGGUCAAUAUAGAUCAUUUCUCCAGAGACAUGAACCACGGACAACCGCUCGUCUUUGGACACAUCCUGUCUACAGACUCUGGACAAUAUCGUUGUGACGCACAAAAUAAGCUAGGGAAAGAAUCAGUCUCCAUCUCUAUCAAUGUCCAAUAUGGACCCAAACACACAUCUGUGUUAUCAAGUCCCUCUGGUGGAAUAGAGGAGGGCAGUUCAGUGACUCUGAGCUGCAGCAGUGAUGCCAACCCAGCAGCUAACUACACCUGGUUCAGGGAACAUGAAGUCCCAGUGAAAGAAUCAGGACAGAACUACACCAUCACUCAUAUCACAUCUGAGCAUGGAGGAAACUAUUACUGCCAAGCUCAUAAUGAAAUCGGACGUCACAAUUCCCCCUUUUUAUUCAUUAAAGUGACAUCAUCAUCACAUACAGCAAUGGAAGCUGUAACAACCAGUGUUAUGUUACUGGCCACCAUACUUCUCCUUCUCGUCUUCCUCUCAUUGAGAAGAAAGAGGGCCUCAAGAAAGGCAUGUGGACAGGAAGGAAGGCCAGAUACUGUGGAGGAGCCACUUCCUGUUCCUGUGUAUGAAAACGCCUCAGCUCUGACCAAUCAAAUGGUUCCUACACUUGGAGAACGAAAUGAAGAGAAGGAUGACGCCCUUCACUGUGCCAGCAUCCACGCCUCUCGCUCAGAGAACCAGGAAGUUCCUCGCUGGUUGACUGGUUCUCGUGUCCAAUCAGACCAGACAGAUACAUCCUUUUACUCUGUGCUCAACAUUAAGAGACUCAACGCUGUCCCUGGUUCUGUCUUUUCAGAGAAAGUGACCAGACAGAAACCUCAGAAGUUUACAGCAACGUCAAAGAAUAACCUGGAGAUUGAACCAGUGGCAGCAGCACGAUUUAAAUAGUAGUGAAGAGGAGGUUUUGGGAAUAUCUAGUGCUGGCUUUAGACCAGGGGUCGGCAACCCUAGGCACGCAUGCCAACACUGGCACGUGGCAGCAUAAUCAUUGGCACACUUAAGAAAAUGUCACAGCACAAUGUGGCAGCAUAAUCAUUACUACCGGGUUUUUUUGCACUUUUUUGUUUAAAUGAGAUACUGAAAGCAGUGUUCUGAAAUGGGAUCAAUUAAUAGUAUGUAGCCUAAACCUAUGUUGUGAGUAAUAGAGAAGAAAAUAUUUAAAAUAUUGUGGCAAGUGGCCUGUAUGCAUCGCCUUCACAUGGUUUUGCAAAGCUGUACAUGUCUUAAAGAUAUGAGGAUGGUUCCAACAUUCUCAUAUAUUCUCGGUUUCUCACAUUGGAAAUAUGUUUUUGAAUGAGUUUCUGGAAGUUGUGUGUUAAGAUGGGACAUAUGUAAUUAUAAUUUGUAAUCCAAUGUUGCAAAUAUAACAGCAAAAAAAUCAUUAUACAAUUCCAGGUCUUCUGGAAAUGUUUUUGGUCGCUGUGUCAUAAUUCAGCUUAAUAUAUAAUAUAUUUUUGCUUAAGGCACACAUUAACGAGAAAAUGUCAAACUGGCACUGCAUGUUGAAAACUUUGCUGACCCCGGCUUUAGACCAAUGGGAGUGUCGGUGAGAACACAGGGUUGUCCAGUCAGAGUUCCAAGUUUUAUGGGCUUUAUUGUCCAAAGGUGUGAGCAGGACUGUGUUGUAGGCUAAUGUUAUGCAAGCCGACAGCUCCCCCUAGUGGGCUUGUGUGUGUAUGGACUCGGGCAGUCAACACGUGCCAGUCUUGUUAUGUGACAACGCGUUCAAUACAUGCUUAAGAGACUCA
Molecule: messenger RNA, 3242 nt
Organism: Gadus morhua (Atlantic cod)
Lineage: Eukaryota; Metazoa; Chordata; Actinopteri; Gadiformes; Gadidae
Product: sialoadhesin-like
Exons: 11
Coding region: 712-2382 (556 amino acids)
Source: RefSeq, a predicted model, not a curated record